Messenger RNA from Aspergillus aculeatinus CBS 121060, 3102 nucleotides. Its product is annotated as hybrid sensor histidine kinase/response regulator. The coding region runs from base 1 to 3102 and encodes 1033 amino acids. NCBI's taxonomy places the organism in Eukaryota, Fungi, Ascomycota, Eurotiomycetes, Eurotiales, Aspergillaceae. Gene Ontology annotation, molecular function: phosphorelay sensor kinase activity; protein binding; histidine phosphotransfer kinase activity. The record is from RefSeq and is a predicted model, not a curated record. The transcript is spliced from 4 exons. Gene Ontology annotation, biological process: phosphorelay signal transduction system; protein autophosphorylation.
AUGCCCGCUCCAAGAACCACCGCGAGCUUUCUCCCCAAGGCCGAUGCGGCCAUCCUGAGAUACCUGAGGCAGCCAGCACCACUCCAGCAGGCGCGGCCCACGACGAUUGGUCCGAUCUUCGACCCCGACAACCUGGAUAAGCCAAUCAGCGUCCUGACCCCCGAGUUAGAAGCGAUUGUUUACCCUAGCAGUACUACUACCACUACUCCGCAUCCCAACGCACCCACUUCCACUGCCACUGCCACCAGAUCCGACAAACCCCCGGGAUUCGAUGAUUCUCGCUACUUGCGCGCCUUUCUCGCUGACAAUGAGAGACUUAGACUGUCCAUGCUAUGGUACUACACCCGCGAUAUAGAGGCAGAAGCCGAACUGCUCGCCGGGCUCCAGGAGAAAGCCGAUCUCGCAAAGGAAUGCACCGGCUGGCAGUUCGCGGUGAUUGGCAUUCUCGAUAUCCAUGUCUAUAUUCGCCUGGCGACCCAUGGCCUACAACUCGGCAUCCUGCCCCGCGGCGAGACAAUCUGUGCACAUACCGUCACUCGACCUCCUGGGAGUGUCUUCCUUCUCCCAGAUCUCCAAGAGGACUGGCGGUUCCGCGCAUGCCCAUACCUCGAACAAGGCGGCCUCUACGCGUACGCCGGGGUGCCGCUCCGCCUGCAGCACGAGUCCGGAGUCACCGUUGGCCUCGGUUCGCUCUGCGUGGCCUCGAGUACAGCGGAGGACCCGCUCACGAGAGACCAGCAGCAAGCGCUGGUGCGAUUAGCCGACUGGGUGGUCUCGGAUUUGGUGCAGUGUACCCGAGCACGACGCCAGCGCGAACGGCAGCGCAUGUCAGACCUUCUCACGACGGCGCGGAUGGAACUCGAAAAGGGGGUCUCGGCGGAUCCGGUCUUUCGGAUACUCAAGACGAUCUAUCCCAAGGCCGUCAUCAAGUCGCCGCCCACGACAGCAACGCAUGUCGAGAUGGAAGCACGCGACCCGGUUCUCAUCUCCGACCUCGAAGGCGGCCUCUGGGAAGACAUCGAGUACCUCGAUGCCCUGAUCGCGGAGGCGAACCACCAGCCUCUCCCUACGACAAAGACCGUCCGCGUCAUGGCCGCCCCCUGCGAGAGCGCCAAUGGCCCCUCGUUGCUCAUGGUGGGAACCAAGGACUUCCAGCACAUAUUUGACGACGUCGACUUGUGGUUCGUGCAGAGCUGCGCGGGCCUGAUCACGCAAAUGUGGCGCAAACGUCUCCUGGUCGAGGCCAUCAAUGCGAAAGAAAAAUUCCUCCGCGGGAUUUCGCACCAGCUGCGCACGCCGAUCCAUGGAAUCCUGGGUUCCGCGGAUCUCCUCGCUGAGGAGCUUCAGGCCGCUUGGGGGGGCGGCUCGACUGAUGACGCCCUCGCGGCGCCAACGGCAACGAUGGUCCAGAAGACCGGAUUGAUAGAUUUCGCUGAAUACUCCAAGUAUCUCAACAUCAUCAAGAUGGGCGGUCGCGAUCUCGUCUCAAUCGUCAAUAACAUGAUUACCUUGAACCGGUGGGUCGACAUCGCCCUCAGCGACCGACACUACGCCAUGCACAGCAUCGACAAGCUCGAGACCGAGCUCCACACGGCGAUCUCGACCCUGACCAUCGGCGACAUGCGGUAUAGUUGUGCCCUCUUCUUCACGCACGACGUCCCUCCCGGCUUCGAGACCUUCUGGAUGGACAUCGAUGUCCUCCGUGACAGUCUCCUCCCCAUCGUCUACAACGCGAUCCAACACACGCCGGAUGGGAUCGUCUCCGUGCACUCAACUGUCGAUCCCGAAUCCAAGCAGUUGACCAUCGACAUCCGGGAUACGGGCUCGGGGAUUCAGCAAGACGAUCAACGGCGCAUCUUCGAAGCGUACGAGAAGGUCGACGCGCAUUCCGCGCGCGCGGGACUGGGUCUGACGCUGGCAUCCAGAUUCGCCUCGCUUCUGCACGGCUCGGUGGCGUUGAUGUCGUCGGCUAUUGGUCGGGGCUCACACUUUCGGGCUACCUUCCGGGACAUCGAGUGUGCGUGUCAAACGGACGGACCUCCGCCGUCGCUGGCCUCGAAGGUGAAGAGUCUUCCCCGGAGUUUCUAUAUCCUGAAGUCUCCGACUCGCGCUGGGUCGAGGCCUAGGCCUUCUGGUGUAUCGACGUCAUUAUGCGACCACUUCGCGUCGAUACUCACGCGCAGUGGAUUCACGCCAUCCGACUCUCUCGAAGGUUCCUUCGUCAUCGUCGACCCUUCGCCAGACACCGAGGAACACCGCACGCGUCUGUCCCAGAUCCCGACGGACACGGUCUGUAUCUCUCUCGCCUCGGGCCUGCCGGCCGACUCCGACCCGCCAGUCCCUCUCGAGCAGCCACCUACCAAGAACGUCAUCCACACCCGGGGACCGUUCUCAGCGCAGAGACUGGCCGGGGUCCUCGAACGAGCCGACGCGCUCGCAGCGGAGAUCCGAUCGCCGGAGCCGUCUCCCUCAGCAGUCCUUCCCAUGCACCUGAAACGGCCCAACGACGAUUCAGUCUCCGACUCAGACUCCCAACCCGACAACAACAUUCUCACCCCCGAAACGGUCUCCGAAGAAGAGACCGGACAUGUUCCUCCCCCCCUCGCCACCCGUACAUCCUCCCGCCCAACCACCCUCAUCGUCGACGACAACGUCGUCAACCUCCGCAUCAUGGAAAUGUACUGCAAGAAGCGCGGCCUCCCCUAUCUGACAGCAACCGACGGCGUCCAGGCCAUCGAGACGUUCACGCGCCGCCGCCGUCAGUCUCCCGGCACCGACAACGGAACCGUCCUCCCGCCGAUCGAGCUCAUCUUCAUGGAUCUCCAAAUGCCGGUCUGCGACGGCGUCAACGCGACGCGACAGAUCCGGGCGUGGGAGCAGGAGAACGACUGGGCGCGGUCGUUGAUCAUCGUGAUGACGGGCCAGGAUACGCCGGCGGAUAAAACGGCGGCGACGGAGGCCGGGGGGGAUGAGUACUUUGUGAAACCGGCGAUCUUGCGGCAGUUGGAUGGGGUUGUACGGCGGCAUUUUCCGGCGUUUGAGGUGGGGGGAUACUUGGCUGGCGAAUAUGUAUCUGGAGCUCACCAGCUGCAGCGCCAUUAG